This is a messenger RNA of Klebsormidium nitens, 1909 nucleotides long. The record is from the annotation of a GenBank genome assembly. NCBI's taxonomy places the organism in Eukaryota, Viridiplantae, Streptophyta, Klebsormidiophyceae, Klebsormidiales, Klebsormidiaceae.
CCUAGCUGCUAGGCCAGAGGCUGAGGGGGGCAUGCCAAUGGCUGAGUUCUCUGGCAGUUUCUGAGAUCGGGUGCGCUGGGAGGGGGUCUCUCUCAAGCACUGGCAGGUCGCCAGGGAGGUCAGUCUAGCUAGCUACAAACAUCACUGUCAACCGGGCUGAAAGGGGCCUUUCACAGACUGCAGUUGACGUGCUCCCUGGUGGGCUGCAGACUCGGCAGAAUUGAGAGUGGAACGAAGCUGCCGUUGUUCAUCUAUUGUAUGCAUGCAUGCGUCAUUCAUUUAAGCGCGAUCAGGGGUUCCUUGGAAUGACGGGGGCAGUUGAGUAGCACUCCUGAAACACUCAACUCAGCAGACGGCAGCUCGCUGCCGAGGAACGUUGAAGCAGUAAAGCGGUGACACAUACUGCAGCGUGCAUCCAACUCAAAGUAGACUCUGCUGUGGGUCACAAUGGGGGCUUCAAUCAGUCACGCAGAUGCUAAUGUCACCACUCCUCUGCCGCCCCCUUUGGGCACAGUUCCAGAGAAAGGCGCAGCGGGGCCGCCCGUGGGGCUUCAGCAGUUGGUCGAACCGCCGAAAGAGAUUGAGCGCACCGACUACUUGAACUUGCCCACGCCAGUCAAGUAUGAGGAGAUCCAAAAGGAAGCGCUUUAUUCGCUCAAGCCCGAGCUUUUCGAGGGCUGCCGCUUCGACUUCACGCGACCGCUGAGCCCAAAGUUUGCGCUGACCCAUGGCAUCCUGAUGGGGCCGAUGGAGGUCCCUCAGCAGACGCCGCAGAUUGUGAAGGUGGUGCACUCGCAGUAUGAGUUUGGAGCCAACUAUGUGUGGGACCGGGGCAUGCUGGUGGGUCGUAUGCUUAACACAGGGGCCAUGAACGCGCGCGCCGUCAUAGCCCUUUCCGAGGACUGGACCUUCAAGAUGAACUCUCAGCUUAGCCCAGAGCCACAUAGCUCCAUCGCCAUGUUCGACUUCGAUAAACGGGGACCCGACUACCAAGCCCAGAUAAAGCUGGGGAACAACGCCUUCUACUCCUUUAACUACCUUCAGAGCGUCACCAAGACCCUUUCUCUCGGCGGGGAAAUCUUUUGGCUGGGCAAGCAAAGAAAGUCGGGCUAUGGUUUGGCGCUGAGACACCAGGAAGGGAAGGGGGUCUUCUCCGCGCAGGUGGCCAGCACGGGCAUGGCGGCACUGACGUACAGUCACAAGCUCAGUGACAAGGUGAACCUUGCGAGCGACCUGUCGUACAACUGGAAGAACGGCGAGGCGGUGUCCUCAGUAGGCUACGACUACAACUUGAGAUCAUGCCGCCUUCGAGGGAAGCUGGACACGAACGGUGUUGUGGGCGCACUGCUUGAGGAGAGGUUGAACGUGGGCGUCAACCUGCUGCUGUCGGCCGAGGUUGACCACUGGCGGAAGGAUUACAAGUUCGGUUUUGGCAUGACUGUCGGAGAGUAGCUGAGGAUUCUUUGUGUAGAUAUGGCUAGGCAGGAUCAGGUGAGUGUCGCGGAAUGUUGAGGCUGGGAAGGCUUCGAUCCAACAAUCGCAAGCGUAGGUCAGAUUGUUUGUUGUCAGUAAAAGUCCUCUAGCUCUGAGCGACUGGGCAAGCGACGCCUCUGAAAAAUGCUUCUGAAUGAUUGACGGUUGUGCAUACAACCAUCUUGUUGGUUGCAACGAAAAGCACCAACUGGGCACCUAGUUGGCAGCUUGAACUUUUCCUGAGUUCUGCUGGUUGUCAAUCAAAGUCGGGCUGGCAACAUUGAUUGCCAGAAGUGCUGGCAAGUCUUUCGGUCCAAGAUGUUUGGCACUGUUUCUCAGUUGACCCAUAUGGAGGAUACUUAUUGAAGAUGGUCUACAAAGCUGAUCCGAGCAUGAGGUUUCCUGUUUCUCGAUGUAAUCAAUCCGGUGUAUCUCC